GGGCGCCCCGCCCCCCUCCCCUCCUAUUACGCGCCCCGCCUAUAACGCGCUUGGCGAUCUAUGGCUCCCCGUGGUCGCCCGUCGUCGACAUGCACCCUGCGGCCUCGUCCCCAUCGAGCUGCCGUCCCCUCCUGCCCCAGCCGCCCAUCCUGGAGGGGCCAGAGGAGGAGGAGGAGCGGUCAUCGAUGGGGGCAGAGAGGACCAGACCCCCAUCGGCCUUGCCAGGGCCCGCAGGGGUCGGGGCGAGCGGGGUGACGACCCCCGGCCCAAGCCUGUCCCCCUCAGGGUUGCCCCCGUCCGGCUCGACCCCCUGCAUGGCGGCGAAGAUGGCCUUCCGCAAGGCCUACUCCAUCAAGGACAAGCUGCGGGCCAUCGAGCGCGUGAAGGGCGGCGAGCGCCAGGCCAGCGUGUGCCGCGACUUCGGGGUGCCCGGGGGCACGCUGAGGGGCUGGCUGAAGGACGAGCCCAAGCUGCGCUGGUUCCUGGACCAGCUCGGGGGCGAGGCGGGCACCCGACGCAAGAAGAUGCGGUUGGCCAACGAGGAGGAGAUCGACCGGGCCGUCCACACGUGGUUCCUCACCCUGCGGCGGCACGGCAUCCCGCUGUCCGGCCCCAUCAUCCAGGCCCAGGCCGAGGCCUUCGCCCGCCAGAUCUACGGCCCCCGGUGCACCUUCAAGGCCAGCCACGGCUGGUUCUGGCGCUGGCAGAAGCGCCACGGCAUCUCCGGCCGGCGCGUCUACGGCGAGGCCGACCCCCCGCCCGCCGCCCCCGCCCCGCCGUCGCCCGUCAAGGCCGAGGCCGGCCCGCCGCCCCCCGCCGCCGGCGGCUACGGCGACGAGCAGAUCUAUAACGCCGACGUCACCGGCCUCUACUGGAAGCUCUUGCCCGAGCAGACGGCUCCCCUCGGGGAGGGGGAUCCCGGAGGGGGCCCCGGGGGCGGGGGCCGGCGGUGGCGAGGGGACCGGGUCACGGUGCUUCUGGCCGCCAACCUGACGGGCGGCCAUAAGCUGAAGCCCUUGGUGGUCGGCCGGCUGCCCGAUCCCCCCAGCCUCCGGCACCACAACCAGGACAAAUUCCCGGCCUCGUACCGCUACAGCCCCGACGCCUGGCUCAGCGCCGCGCUGCUGCGGAGCUGGUUCUUCGAGGAGUUCGUCCCGGGGGUGAAACGUUACCUGCGGCGCAGCUGCCUGCAGCAGAAGGCGGUGCUCUUGGUCAACCACCACCCGUGGCCCCGGCCCCCGCCGCGGCCUCCCUCCCCGGGGGCGGAGGGCGACCGGGCGGCCCGGAGGCGCCCGGGGCCCCGCUCGGUGGGGGCGCCGGGGUCGGAGCCGGGGACCUGCCCGCCCGAGGAGCUGCGGACCCCGGACGGCGCGGUGAGGGUGCUCUUCCUGUCCGGGAGCGGCACCCGGGGCGGGAUCCCGGCCCCGCUGGAGCAGGGGGUGGUGUCCGCUUUUAAGCAGCUCUACAAGCGGGAACUGUUGCGGCUGGCCGUGUCCCGCGCCGGGGGCUCCCCGCCGGACUUCGCGCGCGGCUUCGUGCUCAAGGACAUGCUCUACCUGGCCGGCCUCUCCUGGGACCUGGUGCGGGCCGGCAGCAUCGAACGGUGCUGGCUGCUAGGGCUGCGAGCCGCCUUCGAGCCUCGGCCGGACGACGAGCGGAAGCCCCGGGCCCACCCGGGGGCCCCGGGGGAGGACGAGGAGGCCAGGGAGCACGGCGAGGUGCUCGGCGACCUCACCCGCUUGGCCGCCCUGGCCUACGAGCGCCUGGCUCCCGAGGACGUGGCCGAGUGGCUGCAUCUGGACGACGGGGCGGCCGGGUUGGGGGAGCCUCUGGAAGGAGGGGAGGAGGAGGAGGAGGAAGGGGAGCGUCCUGGGAAGCAUCCCGGAAUGGCCGCUGCCACUCUCCCACCCCCCGUUGGCCCUCCUGCCGGGCGGGAGGAGGAGGCCGGGAUGGGAAGGAUCCCCGUGCCCACGGCCGGUGAGGCAAUUCGGGGUCUGGAGACGGCGCUGCGGUGGCUGGAGAGCCAGGAUCCGAGGGAGGUGGGGCCUCGGAAGCUAGUGCAGCUGCGCUCUCUGAUCGCUACGGCCCAGCGGCUUGGGGGCACUGGGCCCUAGGAUGGCACUUCCAAAAGAGACGUCCCCCUCCCCUGACAGGGGAUGACCCAGCCCGCCCCAACCCCGGGGUGGAGUCUUAGACUCUCUGUUUUUUUUGACCGCCGCACCUUUUUACGGGGUGGGAGGGGGGAACCUGUGUUUUGGGCUGACUCCUUCAGUACCACCGAGAGGGACGGGAACUACCCCUCACCUGAAACUAGCUGCCAACUUGAAGGGACUGCACUGUGGAGGGGGGCGUCGGGGGUAGAGGAGGGCGAUCUCUGCCCCACGGCCCCCAGCAGCUCCCGCCCGUCACCGCAGGUGAUGGAACAGAAUGUCCCUCCUGGGGAUAUCAGCAAAAAGCACCCAAGGGGAGGAGGAGAGACAAAGUACGUGUAGGGAAACAGAUUGACGAAGGUGAACGAACAGCAUCAGCCCCCAGCCCAUCCCGUAUUUCACUCAGAGGCAGGCGAGGCUCCGUCAGGGAGCAGCUUUUCACCGCGUCCAGAACCAUCGGCCUACAGGAACCUAAUGGGUCCUAAAACGUGGCUGCCCUUGAGCCGGUUUUUAAAAAAUUCCUAUUUUUCCAAGCCUCGGGUGAUAGAUAUCCACCUUAAAGGGGCCUUCUGCCCCCGUAGAUCCCUCGCUGCCCUUCCUGUUCUGAAAAGUCCCAGUCACACGCACUGGUUAAGGAUCUGAACUGCUCUCCCCGAGAGGACUGCAGAGCCUACUUCCCGGGGCUGGCCGGGAUUUGCCAUCGCUUUUUACCCGUCGGUGCCAAACAAAAAGCCGCCAACCCACCGCCCGUUCUUAAAGCUCAGAAUUUCUUUCAAGCCUCAGGUCUCGGAAAGGAUCUCUACUUCGGUGGCCGGGUGGCGAGCGGUUCCGAACUGGGCCGUAGAACCGGGAGGGGGGUUGACGGCCUCCGAGGCCUCCUGGGGCGUGACGGGAGCCGUGGACCCGGGCCGUCAGCGUCCUCAAUCCCGGCUCGCGGCAGGAAGUCAAAUCGGGGACGCCGAUCAAUGCCACUCGAUCUGGAUCGGAGGAUUAUCUGGGCUGUUGGGGGAGACGUCCGUAGCAUCCGAGCUGCCACCAAAGUAAAUGAGGUUAAGGGUGGAGGGACACCUCUAGGGUUUUCUUAAGGCAACCCCCCUGUGAAUUUGGGUUCUGCUUUUAUUGGUGUCUCUCUCCUGAAAAGAAAAAGGCAACAGCUUUUAUGCCAUUGAAUGACUGAUUACCUCUGUGCUGUAAUCAGAACCCGUUCUCACAGUUCCUCCUCGUGAUGUCGCAAAGCAAGCUUUCCUUUUGAAUCUCCCCAAGUGACGGUGUCAGUCGGCAGAUACGAAGUACCCGCCCCUGGGAAUUAAUCUCACACCAGUUUACAAAUUCAGGUCCCCGAGGGUGACCUGGAGAAAUAAGAUGGAAAGACCACUCAUGCCUUAUGAACUUUUCCUCUCGGUCCAACAACACGCCCCAAAAGCACCCUUCAAACUGGAAUUCCAAUACGUUUUCCCUUCCGGAAUGACUUCCAACUCACUCGCUGAGACACACUGGCGAGGUGGGGAGCUUGUUCUCAAAGCUGUGACAAGGCCAGAAAAGGUUCUGCAGAUCCCCAGCGCUGACCAAAAACGCUACUGUGGAGUGAAUCCUUGGUGUCAGUGUAGCUGGGGAAAGAGAGCAGGUACGGUCCUGCCAGCUAUUUGAGGAAUCCUAAUCUAUUCAGGAAGCAGCGUGGCCUAGUGGAAAGAGCACGCGGCCACUGGGAGUCAGGAGAACCUGGGUUCUAAUCCUGGCGCUGCCACACGCCUGCUGUGUGACCUUGGGCAAAUCACUUGGUCAAAGGAUCAUCUCCUGGGAGGACCUCCUGGCCUAACUGAUGGAUGAGCAGGGACAAAGAAAUUAUACAUUUAACACUGUUCAGGCCAUAGCCAGCUCAGGUGCUGGUAAGCAGAUAUGAAAUAAAAGCAUGCAAGAGUCUAAAACCCUC
Messenger RNA from Ornithorhynchus anatinus (platypus), 4080 nucleotides. RefSeq names its product tigger transposable element derived 5 (gene TIGD5). The coding region runs from base 90 to 2114 and encodes 674 amino acids. The transcript is spliced from 2 exons. NCBI's taxonomy places the organism in Eukaryota, Metazoa, Chordata, Mammalia, Monotremata, Ornithorhynchidae. Gene Ontology annotation, cellular component: nucleus. Gene Ontology annotation, molecular function: DNA binding. The record is from RefSeq and is a predicted model, not a curated record.